Molecule: messenger RNA, 3433 nt
Organism: Pseudopipra pipra
Lineage: Eukaryota; Metazoa; Chordata; Aves; Passeriformes; Pipridae
Gene: KCNE5
Product: potassium voltage-gated channel subfamily E regulatory subunit 5
Exons: 1
Coding region: 2905-3213 (102 amino acids)
Biological process (GO): ventricular cardiac muscle cell action potential; negative regulation of delayed rectifier potassium channel activity; regulation of ventricular cardiac muscle cell membrane repolarization
Cellular component (GO): membrane
Molecular function (GO): transmembrane transporter binding; delayed rectifier potassium channel activity; potassium channel regulator activity
Source: RefSeq, a predicted model, not a curated record
CUCUAUUUACAUGAGCAUAAAUAAUUUCCCUUUUGAAGGCUAAAAUUUACACAGUGGAAGCUUAAAACAUAAAUCUGGUGCUGCUUUUGCAUAAGGUGCCACAAAGGUGAUCAGUAAAACUCGCAGUCACUGUUUAUGUGGAAUUGCAAACACUGCAGAGUAAAACUAUGAACUUACCUGGAUUAAUUAAAAAAAAAACACAAACAAACCACAUUUCCAGGUUACUCAGUGCUGCUGCAAAGUAGAUUAGUGAUUGCUUUUUAAUGUGAUGGGAUUACAGCAGCCAUGGAGGAACAGGGCUGACUGUACUAAACACACAUCUGUACUUGGCCUGUCAUUGUCAUGUAUGAACGAGUUUCAUAUGAACGAGUUCUGACAGAAAUGGGGUGAUGUUUGCACUAUUGCUUUGCUACUGGGAGCUGUAAUAGGUAGAAUCUUCCUACAGCUUUAUUGGGAAAAGACAUACUAGAAGAAAAUCAAAUCCAUUCUAUACGGAUAUGGAGUUUUAAUGAAGCUGAUUAUCACAGGUGAUUUGUCCAAAACUGUCUUUAGGUGGAAGCAUGUAUUCUUGGCAUUAGACCAGUGCUAAUUAACUUAGACAAGCAGAGCUCUGGGUACAGUGUCUGAUCCUCACAGUUCUCACCUGUGCUUUUAAAGCAAAAAAAACUUAAAAAAACCUAAAAAAAAAAAAAAAAAAAAAAAAAGGAAACCAAAAAAACAAACAAACGAACCCCACAACCAAACCCACCCCACAAACUGCUGCAUUUUCCCCUUGUUCUCUCUUUCUGAAACACCAGUAAUCUCGUUAAUGAACACUAAGAGAUGCAGGUCACUGUGUUUCCACCACAUCUAUCUCCAUUACCUGUGAACAUCCAGACCCUGAGCAGGAAUACCCUUCACUCCAAGACAUGACCUCAUGUCAUUAAAAUGCUAAAGAAAAAAGAUGUCAUAAGUUUUACUUUUUAAAAAUACAGGUAAGGACUAUUAGCACUUGGAUUUGAAACAGCACUGGACUACUACUAACAGGACUGUUGCAACUACAACUUCAGGGAGUGAGUCCAAAUGUUGUUCCAGUACUUUCCAAAAAGUACCAGCCCUGGGAGGUGUUUCCAGGGUUUUUAUUUGUUUUAAAUAACUAACCUAAACCUUUUCUGUUGGAUAUAGAUCAACCUAUUACUUAUGGUGCUCCCCCAGGGAGUGAACACGAAGAAUGGAUGACUGUUCUCUAGAGCUGCCUGCCCUACUUUCUGUCUUCUAUGUUGAAGCAAACACAAGCUCUCCCAGUGAGCCUGUUUCUGUGAAAUUUAAUCAGGGUCAUUAAACCAGGGCCCCUGUGUCCCCAUGUUCAAAAUACAGCACCUGUCCCAUCUCCCUAUACCCUUUGUGGCAAUUACUUCCCAAAGCCUUUAACUUCACCACAUCCCAGAACACACUUAUGUAAUAGUGCAACCCUCACUUGAUGCUUUUUUUUUUUGUUGUUAUUUUUAAGACCUGGAUCUUGGCUCUGAACACUUGCAGUAGCACAAGACCAAUAUUGCUGUGAGGAGGGGACAUGCACAGGUGGUGACAGUGACUUCUGCAGGACCUCUGCAAACAAACUCUACACCACAACCAAAGCUGAAUUUCUAACUAGUCAGUCUGGAUCAGUUUUAACCUCCAUGCAGCCCCCUCUAAGGAUUUACUGGCCUGCAGAGUCCUUCACUUCAGAGGAAAGAUGCCAGGAAAAUUGUUCACACCAACAAAAAACAUACUGUAGAAAAGCAAACUAAAGCCUCACACUGUGGAGAAAUAUUCAUCAGCCUCUGGGGUUUGGCUCUCUUGAGAUUCUAAAUGGAUAUUCAGCCCUUCUAACUGUAGUAAAAACUAUAACCUGCUGUUGAAACUGCACAAGAUAAAAACUCUUCUAAAUGCUGGUGAGAUUGCGAAUCUGUAACAUGUGCAGCCUCCCUGUUCACCUCUGUGCAUAAUGACGACUGAAUUUAGAGUUACCAGAUAAACAACCUGGGAGCAGGGAAAACUCUGAGGCACUCAGGGCAUACACAGAAUUUUAAAAAAACCACAAACAACAAAACAUAACUAUGGGCACAGAGCUUUUGGAGGGGAAAAAAAAGAAGAAAACUCACCUGUCUCUUGCAGCACCAACAUCUAGCACAGCCACACUGGGAACCACCCAGAGCCCACCCUUUUGACAUUCAGGGCUUUCCAGGCCUUUCUGAUCAAGGAGCAGACCCUCUUCAGCUGAUUGCCAAUUGUUUUGAUACCCAUUAAUUCUGCCUUUGGGUAUCUAAUCACCACAGCUGCUGCUGCUCAUGCUCCAGUACUCCACCACUUUUCCCCCCAACACUUCCAUGCUUUUCUCUGCUCCAUGCCUUUCAAAAGCAAACCUGCUCUGGGAGCCUGCCCAAGGCCUUUGCUGCUGACUGCUGCAGUUUUAUCAGCAGGGCACUGGGUGACAGCUCUUGUGCAAGAGAGAUUUGGAUUAUGUAUUGGCAAGAAAUUCAUUACUUUGAGAGUGGUGAGGCACUGUCAGAGGUUGCCCAGAGAAACUGUGGCUGCUCCAUCCCUGGAAGUGUUCAAGGCCAGGCUGAAUGGGGAUCUAAGGAACGUGGACUAAUGGAAAGUGUCCCUGUCCACGGCAGGGGUUUGGAACUGGAUAAUCUUUAAGAUCCCUUCCAACCCAAGCCAUUCUGUGAUUCUGUGACUAGAACUCGCUCCUACUCGCCCUUAUUUUGGCAAACUUGCAUUUCUCAAGUACGAAACAUCUCGCUCCUGUAACUCAGGGAGCCUGUCGAGCGCUCUGUUUGCCGCGCCGAGGGCCCAGGAGGUUUUGCUCAGCUCUCCGCGUUCCCUCGCACAGGCAGAGGGAGCUGUGCCCGGGCGGCUCCGCCUCCCGCGGGUGCCACGAUGAACUGCAGCGAUGCGCGGCGGCUGCAGGCGCUGCUGGGCGCGGUGCUGCGGGAGCUGCGCGGCCACGGCAACUCCAGCGCGGCCCCGCAGGGACCCGGCCCCGGCCCGGGGGCGGACGGCUCGCUGUACAUCCUGCUCAUCAUGAUCUUCUACGGCUGCCUGGCCGGGGGGCUCAUCCUGGCGUACACCCGCUCGCGGAAGCUGGAGUCCAAACACGACCCCUACCACCUGUACAUCGAGCGGGACUGGGGCCCCCGCGGCCCGGGGCAGGCGGCCGAGGAGGGCCCCGAGGGGCAGCGGCCGUGAGAGCGCCGGGACCGGCAGGAGGAAGGGUCUGUCCUGCGAGGGCAUCGCUCCUGCUGCCCUCCGGCUUGGGACUACAGACAGCCAGAGACUGCGGGGGAAGCGAAACCCACUGCUCUUGGGCAGUCACACAGCGCUCAAGGCCUGUCGUGCGGUGAGAGCUGUCCUACAACUCUUGGAUUCCUUUGUAUCGCUUUUUACAAUAAACACCUGCUUUACCUAC